This is a messenger RNA of Moneuplotes crassus, 1143 nucleotides long. NCBI's taxonomy places the organism in Eukaryota, Ciliophora, Spirotrichea, Euplotida, Euplotidae. The record is from the annotation of a GenBank genome assembly.
CUUUUUAAGCUAUUAACUCUCACCCAAAACCAAUUUAACAUGCACAUCCAAAGACACUUGCCUUUCCCUGUUCAAGAAACUGGCGUCAAAGCUCCCUUAACCUACAAGUCGCCGUUUACUUUUUAUUCAAAGCAGAACUCCAAUUUGGGGCCAUCAAGCUUAGAGUUCAACUCUUUUCCGAAACUAAUAGAUAUCGAAUGGAGUCAGAAGCCCAUUAAUUUGAAAUCUCCACCUCCUCAACAAAUGCCAAAGAUGGAUACCCCUCAGAUUAUUCUGGACCAGACUGAUGAAGAGACUCCUGAUGUAGUUGAAGUUGCAAAGGAAGAAGUUGAUAAUAAAAACCAAGAACAUUCUGGUGAUCGGAACAAAGAUUGACAAAUAAUGCAGAUAAUAAUUCCAGCUCUCAAGCGCCAGAAGUCAAAGAGAAGAAAGAGAAGGACUUGUAAAGCAUCAUCGCUCCAAAAACUACCAAUUGCAGAAAGAUUGAGUUCGAAUCCUCUCAGCUCUGAAAUUAGAAUUCCAGAAGGAGAAUUUUUCCAAUUUCUCAAAGAGUUCGAAGUGACGAUUGCCACUGAUGACGGAGGCAAAGACUGCCUCCAUUUCAACAACCCCACAGUAAACUUGUGCACCAGGUGCGAUGUCGUGUACAAGACCAUCUUGCGAGACUGUAGAAAGUACUUCUGUGAACUUUUCGUUGAGAAAUCAGGCAGGAGAUCUCGAGAUCUAGUCUAUAUCUUUGAAUUGAUCGAUGAUUUUGUGAAUAGGAAAUUUCCAGAUUCAGCUACAGAAGCUCAGGAUGAAAUGAAGUUCUACCUCAGAUGUUUUGUAAAACACAAGAUGAACUCAUUCAAUCGAAGCAACAUCCAGCUUCCCCAAAAGUACCAAGGAGAUUCGUUACAGAACUCAAAAGCGAAGAGACUUCAUGAAAUCCUGUACAAGUUCAGCCUGGAGAAACUUGAAGAGUUCUUCUCAAACGAGUCUCUAACCAAACUCUUUUACCAAUACAUGAAACACUUCCAAAGAAGACUAGAGUUCAGUGAAGUCAUGAAAAAGUCAAGAAACGUUUACUUCAGCGCACUUAAGCUCAUCCUAAUGAGAACCCAGACACUAAUGUUUUAGUAACAAUCCUUGCUAAACUUCCCC